CGCUCCCGUGAAAAAAAGACUUCGACAGAGUAACAGCGCGUCCCCGCGACUGCGCGGCGCUAAUUUGGACAGUUUGGCGUCCAGAGGUGAAAAAAGAAGAACUCCCCCACCGGAUUAAAUCCGUGUUCUUACUCUCACCCACGGACUGUCGGAGGCUCGAGCACCGGGAGAACAUGGACUCGACCUCGGGGAACAUUCUCCACGACUCGCCGGAGGCAGUGAAGCUGGUUCCCCGGUGGUCACAAUAACGUUUGUCUGUCAGGAAGUUUGACGCGUUUCGGCUGAAGAUUUGUUUCUUCGCUUUUUGCUUUGGUCCGGGGGAAAAAAGUUGGAGCUCGACUCGUAAACUUGUCUCGUUGCAAAAGAAAAAGAAGAAACCGAAGAAGAAGAAGAAGAAGAAGAAGCGUUGUCUUCACAUUGAAGUCAGUUUGAUUCUCGUGUUGAAGUAAACAGCGACGGAGUUGAUCAAACUUGGCAACAAACCGAGUGUGUUUAUAAUAUCAAACACGUAAAGAUAGUGUUUUUUUCCCCUUGCUGCUUGUCGUCCUCCAUUAUGUCGCUUUCUGACUCACAUGUAUGUGUAUUAGUACAUGUUACGGACAGACAGUUGUGUCUUGGUCGGUUAUUGUUUUUUAAGUAAAAGAUAGUUCCAGCGUACACUCAAACCUGGCAACACAGAGAGAGGAAGCGCGAGAUCCUCAAAAUCACGGAAACCGCACGUUGUUGUUGUUGUUGUUGUUGUUGUUUUUUCCCGUUUGAACUCUCAGAUGGAUUUCAUCCAGGCCACUCGCUUACUGCUGCACCUUUUCUGAUUGUUUUUUGUUUUUUAUCUUCACACUUUGUGGGACUGACGGCUCUGGACAUGUGUCGGGGAUGUGAUCCGAGGCUGCCGGGGAGCAGAAGCUGGAUCAGUCUCAUGUAGGCUGCUUGUUGUUUUUUUUCUUCUUCCCUCCCCCGGAUCCGUUUCUGUUUGUUUUCAACAACCUGGGGAAGGUUUGUGUGUCUGCUCCAACCUGACCGAGGAAGACGAGCCCCCCGCCCUCUUGUUACCUGGUGGUGGGAGGAAGAGGAGGAGGAGGAGGAAGAGGGGGUGAGGUGAGGGUCAUGGCGCCCUCACACGCACGCUCACCCGGUGUGUCAGCGGAGUGACCAGCUGAUGGACGAGAACCGCGGGUGAACCCCGCUGACCGGACCCGAGGUCGUCAAGGUGACAGGCCGUGUCACAGCAGAGACGCACGUUUCCUGAAGGCCCGGCUGGUGGACGACGUACGCAGACAUCGCCACAAUGAACGAGAGGCAGGCUCUCCACUCGAUAAUGAAGGACCUGGUCGCCCUCCAGAUGACGCGGCGCCAGCCUGUCUUGUCGUACGACAACAGCAAACCCAAGACACCGGCUCAGACCAACAGACAGGACGAUGUCAGGAUAAAGUUUGAAUUCUCAGGAGAGAGACGGAUCCUGAUGUUUGGACGUCCUGUGCAGUUCGAGGAAAUCCAGCAGAAAGUGAAGAGUGUCUUUGGGCAGCAGUUGGACCUGCACUAUAUGAAUAAUGAGUUGUCCAUCCCGCUGCGAGGCCAGGACGACCUGGACAAGGCCAUCGACCUGCUGGACCGAAGCUCCAACAUGAAGAGCAUCAGGAUCUUGCUGCUGACUCAGGAGCACGGCAAUGCCCCCUCCCCCUCCCCCUCCCACCAUGUGACGUGUAAACAGGUGAGGAUCAAGUCCUCCCAGUCCACCGGAGACGUUAGCACGGCGUACCAGUCCACAGAGCCCAGGGGGCGACACCUAUCGACCGGUUCUCAGAACACGGGGCGAAGCUCGCCACCCCCUGGCUACGUGCCCGAGCGCCAGCAGAGGAUCGCUCGCCAAGGUUCAUACACCAGCAUCAACAGUGAGGGGGAGUUCAUCCCCGAGACCAGCGAUCAGUGUGGGCUGGAUCCCUGGAGCAGUGCAGAGAACUCCGUCUCUGGAAGCUGCCAGUCUCUGGACAGCAACUCGGACAGCCCCUCGUUGAGGAAGUCUCGCAUGCACAGAGCCAAAAGCCAGGAGUGCUCAGACAGGGAGAAUAAUGUGUAUGACAGGGUCGCGGGAAAGGGAGGCACCUACCCCCGUAGGUACCACGUCUCCCUGCAUCACAAAGACCACAGUGAAGGUCGUCGAACGUUCCCACGCAUCCGUCGCCCCCAGGGGAACCUGUUCACGCUCGUGCCCUCACGCCGUUCACUCAACGGCAGCGAGGAGAGUCUGGGCAGCUGGCAGCUGGUAGAUGCCCAGGGUCGCCUCCGUCCACAGGAUCGCUCUGUUGCCCACAAGUCACCCAGCGCUCCAGUGACGUGGCGGCGGGGGAAGCUUCUGGGCCAGGGGGCGUUCGGACGGGUUUACCUGUGUUACGAUGUGGACACCGGGAGGGAGCUGGCAGCCAAGCAGGUCCAGUUUGAUCCUGACAGUCCUGAGACCAGCAAGGAGGUCAGCGCCUUGGAGUGCGAAAUCCAGUUGCUGAAGAAUCUGCAUCACGAGCGCAUCGUUCAGUACUAUGGCUGCCUGAGGGAUCACAACGAGAAGACUCUCACCAUUUUCAUGGAGUACAUGCCGGGGGGUUCCGUCAAAGACCAGCUGAAGGCAUACGGCGCCCUUACGGAAAAUGUGACCCGGAAGUACACGAGACAGAUCCUGGAGGGCAUGUCGUACCUGCACAGCAACAUGAUCGUACACCGGGACAUCAAAGGUGCCAACAUCCUGCGGGAUUCGGCGGGCAACGUGAAGCUCGGGGAUUUCGGCGCCAGCAAGAGGCUCCAGACCAUCUGCAUGUCUGGCACUGGCAUCCGCUCGGUUACUGGCACCCCCUACUGGAUGAGUCCGGAGGUGAUCAGCGGAGAAGGCUACGGCAGGAAGGCGGAUGUGUGGAGCCUCGGUUGUACGGUGGUGGAGAUGCUGACGGAAAAGCCUCCGUGGGCUGAGUAUGAGGCCAUGGCGGCCAUAUUCAAGAUCGCCACGCAGCCCACCAACCCACUGCUGCCAUCGCACGCCUCCGACCAGGCGCGGGACUUCAUCCGCCGCAUCUUCGUGGAGGCCAAACACAGGCCGAGCGCCGAGGAACUGCUCCGGCAUCCCUUCUCCCAGGUUCUGUGCUGAAACCUUCCCCCCGAGGUUUCUGAACUUAGACCACAGAGUAGCCCUCAGCAGAAUCUGUAGCUUCCUUGAAACCAGACGAUGACAGAAGUCCAAACACGGGACUGGCCUGGACGUUGGUGUAAAAAAAACAAAAACCCAGAGCCUCUGCCACCAUGCAGUUGCUUCAAAGAAGAGUCGGUGUUUGCUCACACACAUCCAAAGAAGAGACAGAGUUUGACAGCUGCUGUCAACACGGUGCCUUUCUAAAAACCAAUGCAAGUACAUGCUUGUACCAAAGUCGCCACCAGGGGGAGACAGAACACAGAUUAAGGAUCUGGUGGUCCACACAUGCAGCAUCACUGAGUCACAGCUCGUGUCCUCCUCCUGUGUUUACGUUAACUUGUUGGGGCACUUUUGAGAAAUAGCAGGAAGCCUCGACUGUUUGACUUUUAAAGCCACAGCAGGCCUGAAGCCCCCCGGUGCACUACAGUGUUAAUUGGACAGGUUGUUCACUUUUGAUUUUUUUCGCCCCCAACUUUGGCAACUUGCAGUUACUUCCUGUUUCUGUUCCGGCGUCAGAACAAAGAAAACUCCGCCCACAGAGUUACGACUCUUUUGUGACACAGUUUGCAUUUCUGGCUACAUGUUUGUGUAGUUUCAGUAAAACGCAGACGAAGUGGCAUCACAUUGGAGUUAUGUGUAGAGUAGCUACACUGGAGUUUAAAAGCAAAAAAAUAUGUUGAACUAUUGAAAACAUCAGGAGUAAAUAAGCUAAGACAUGUUUUGUUUGUUUAGCUGCCUUCAUGACAAGAGCCAAAACACACAAAUUUGUCCACUUUAGUCUUUAGCCUCAAAAGACCAUGAUGGACUGCAGCUACUGUUUCCAGUCUCGAUGUCUGCGACUAUUUGUUUCUCUGAAAAAUAAUCAUGCAGUGAUUAUUUAAAAGAUUAUUUUAAUCAUUUGUAAGACUAACGUUUGCCACUGUACUUCCUUUCCAGGUUACCAGAAAUGACAUGUCUUGUGCAACACAAAAAGAUAUUUACAUAUUAACUUCUAUGAAAUUAUACAAAGUGAUGUCAUAUAACUUUGACAUUGUAUAAAUAAGGCAUAAACACGAGUCCUUUCUAAGUCGCAACAGGUUGAAAAUCUUUACAUUUGUGCAGCACACAGCUGAAUAUUUUUUAUCCAUAUGUUUAGAAGAGUUUAUCAGGACUGUGGAAAUAUCUUGCAGCAGUGAAGCUUCUAGAUUUAAAAAAAAAAAAUCACCAGGAAUCAUAUUUUCAAAGAAACAAAUGCAGAGUUCUGUGACUUGAAUAUAAUAUUAAUGAAUGAGAGGCAUGACGUGGGGCCGUGCAGCUACAACACCUGAUUCAAUUUGGUCUUCUCCUCCACAGAAAAAAAAAGAACAUUUAUUUUCAGAUGAUAAAACAUGGAUAUUUUUCUUUUUAAGAUUUUUCUUUUUAACAUGACUCCUGUCUCCCCGUCUCUAGCUGCCUACUUCCUCUUGCAGCUCCUCAGUAUCACCGCUGCUCUCAGCCCAAGUGCCAAAAAAGUGACAGAUACAGACUUAUGGUUUAUAUGGCUUAGGUUUUAUAUAACUUAAGCCAUAUAUAUAUAUACAUAUAUGUAUAUAUAUAUAUAAUAAAGUUAUAUAUAACUUAAAGGCUUUAAUUUGUGACUUCUGUUACAUAGAGUUACGUGUGUCUGGUCUAACAUCCCUGACAGAGAAGCCUUAGCUCAAGGAUCAAUUUUAAAUCGGAUGCACUUUUAUGUCAAAUGAAUGUCGUGGGGGGAUUUUGUUCUCAUUACCAAAAAUUUGUUCUUUUUUUUUACACUUAAAAAUGUGGGAAAAAAAAUUCACUUUUAUUUAUAUCCCCGUGCCCAUGCCAAUUAGAUUUUAAAGGAAAAAUAUAUAUAUAAAUGUAUAAAUAUAUUUUUUAUAUUUAGACUGUGUCAGACCUGAUGAUACUUUUGAGGACAUGGUGUCGUCAAAAGUAAAUCAUAGAAAAGCAGCUGGUUUUGCAGACGUCACAGAAGAAUUUAGUUGUUUUUUUUGAUAAAUGAAAAGCGGAUUGGGAAGCGAACUCUGGCGCCGGAUGGUUCUUGUUACAAGGAAAAAUCUUUCCACACAUCCACAGAUGUACAACACGAUUAUACCUGACAGGUUAUGGAAACUUUGCGUCAUUUAAGCCAUAGUACUACUGUAUGUAACAUCUAUAGGACAUAAAAAGAAAAUCGAGGUGUGUGUGUGUGUGUGUGUGUGUGUGUGUGUGUGUGUGUGUGUGUGUGUGUGUGUGUGUGUGUGUGUGUGUGUGUGUGUGUGUGUGUGUGUGUGUGUGUGUGUGUGUGUGUGUGUGUGUGUGUGUGUGUGUGUGUGAGUGAGUGUGUGUGAGAUGAGCAGGAAUCGGAGCCAGUGCUUGAUGUCAGAGUUCGCCGUUCAACCCAGACGACGACUUUGUUUAUCCCGGGGCUCAGACGAAGAGUCCAGUAUUAAGAGAUUUCAGGGCAAAGGGGCUUCCUGCUGCUGCUGCUGCCGCCUUAACGCUAACAUGAAGAUGUUUCUACGCAGCUGCUACUGUACACGUUAAAAAGGCAGCUAGAAUAUGUUCAGAGUUUUAAAAAAGGAUUUUUAAAGGAAAAGGGCCCUGGGAUAAUCAAAUGAACACAAUCUAGUUCGUUAGACAUCUAUACAUGUCAAAUGUAUGAUUAUGUAUCAUGACAGGACUUGCAGUGCAAAGUCUUAAUGUAUCAAAUUUAUUUUACAACAAGAAAAAGAAUAGUAUGUUUAGUGACAUAUGUGUAUGUAUGUAUAUGUAUGUGUCAUGGCCUCUACAAAACAAAUAAAUUGUUUUUAAUAAAAA
Messenger RNA from Scophthalmus maximus (turbot), 5971 nucleotides. RefSeq names its product mitogen-activated protein kinase kinase kinase 3 (gene map3k3). Gene Ontology annotation, molecular function: protein kinase activity; ATP binding; protein binding. NCBI's taxonomy places the organism in Eukaryota, Metazoa, Chordata, Actinopteri, Pleuronectiformes, Scophthalmidae. The transcript has 17 exons. The coding region runs from base 1286 to 3130 and encodes 614 amino acids. Gene Ontology annotation, biological process: protein phosphorylation. The record is from RefSeq and is a predicted model, not a curated record.